AUGUUCACCGAAAACGACGUCAAAAGCAUUUUUUCUCUCUUUCCCCCGCAGACUAGCCCAGAGUUUAUACCACAAUUCGCCCUAGCCUCCAGUGGUAAUGGCUUCGUUACACUUCAGUUUGCCCAGGCACAAUUUCGAAGUCGUGUAACAAGAGAGUCGGAACGAAUUUCAAUAUCUGAAUUGGCUAGCGAUCUGGACAUUAGCACAACUCUUGUACACCAACUUGCGCGGAGCCAUCCAAAACUAUGUCUGUUAAGCGCAGAUCAAGAAAACAUCAUUCCCAUUGACGAGCGAGACGCGCUACAGAAAAAGCUUGCCGACUUGCUCUCUUCCGGAGUGCACUCCAAGACCGAUUUUGUUUCUCAACAUGACGUGUGGCCCAAGAGUCUUGACGCCUUACUUGCAGAUCAAACUCAUGAUAUUACAGACAUAGAUGGCUUUAUGUGCGCAAGGGCUUACGAGAGUGAGAUUUCUAGCAACAUUACCAAUAGAGUCAAGCAGGCACUCGAUGAACCACAGACCAUCACCAUCUUGCCAGAAGAUCUGCCUGGCAGUCCCCCAGUAUGGUUCAUAUUCCGACCUUUAGAAAAGGCGCUGGAGUCUGAAAAUCUCACAUCCCAAGUUUCUAUCGAGCAAGACCGGAACCGUGUAACUUGUACGCCCAAGAGACUUGUAGAAUCAAAACGCAACGCAACAGUCGAGGAAUUGAAAAGCGGUACAUUGGAGUACUUGGAUCUAAGACAGUUUGCCACAGACUACUCAGAGCUAGUCCCAACCUAUGAAGACGUAAUAUCUUACUUCCAGGACGUUAAAGAAGUAGAAUUACUGGACUCUUUUGCUGUGUCAAAGCCAUGGAUGGCACAAAUUGGGCAAGACUGCAUACGGAUACUCGCGCAAGAAGGCUCUACAUUAGAUGUCACACAAUUAGUUGGCCCGUGUCUGCCUGAAGCUAUCAUGGAUCCGAUAGUCGCCAGAAUCAAAGAUUCUGUCGUCAACGCAUUCGCCCAAAGACCACAAGGAGAAAGAAUCGUCCGCGCUGGCCACUUGAUCCUCACCGAAGCCCGACGAAACUGCGCACUAGACGAGCUAUCCAGCUACGCAAAAGCAGAUGCAAAAUCGCAAUGGCAACUCCUCCGCGCCGACCCCACAAGAACCGACGACAUAAAAUUCAACCGCGACAGAGUCCGAAACUCGAUACCCAAACAGUGUCUCGUCCAGCGCUUCCUUGCCGAUGAAAAGCCCGUAGAAAAACUACUCGAAGAAACCUUCCUCCAGACUCUUGCAUCUCUUGAACUCCCAAACGAAGCAGAAUUUGCAACCUACUGGACCGACCGCAUCCUCGCGCGCUUCCAAGUCUACAAGACCGGUUUGGGCCAUGUGUCGGAUCAAAAACUCCACGACCAACUUGCGGACUUACUCGCUACCUACGCACACAAAGACCUCAUCCCGGACACGAUUGCCAAAGCGCGCGCACAGGGACUCGUACUCAGUCGCAAGACGCGCAAGAAUAUAGCUCGGCUAUCUAGUAUCCUUGACAUAGCAAAGGCAACGGACAUUAGCGGCAUCACGUCUGCACUGGAGAAAUUUGCAAAGAAACAAGGUAUUCCUGCACCGUCAGCCACAAGUUUGGAGACUGCAAAGCAGAGUAUGCUAGAUGACAUGUUGAGGAGGUUGCAAAAGCAGAAAGCGUCGGAUGGACCUGUGCUGUUCUUGAUGCUGGUGAUUGUGUUGUUUGCGCGAUACUAUGAUGGCGUUGUGUAUGCUACGGGGAAGUUUGCGCCCAAGCUGUUGAAGCUGUUGAAAGGGAAGAUUGGGGACGAGCAGUACGGGCAGGUGGAGAAGUGGAAGGAGGCAGCUAAGACGAGUAGUUUGAGUGCGGAGGAUAGGGCAGAAAUGGUGAAGAUGGCAGAGGCGAAGCAUGUUGUUUUUGAAGGAUGA
This is a messenger RNA of Bipolaris oryzae ATCC 44560, 1938 nucleotides long. RefSeq lists its product as uncharacterized. The coding region runs from base 1 to 1938 and encodes 645 amino acids. The record is from RefSeq and is a predicted model, not a curated record. NCBI's taxonomy places the organism in Eukaryota, Fungi, Ascomycota, Dothideomycetes, Pleosporales, Pleosporaceae. The transcript is spliced from 3 exons.